UCCGCUCUUUCUUAUUGUUUUAAAUAUUAAUUUGAAUUAGGCAAAUUUUGGUUGACUUUUAAAAGUUUUUAAUUUUUGAAAUCGUUACGUGUAAUGGAGCCUUAAGAUGCAUUUCGAAACGCAUGCGCAAAAAUGUGUACACAUAUUUCUCCCAAAUUCAGUAGUCGAAGACGUACCUUUUCAGGAGUAGCAGCGAAAAAUAUUCUUAAGAUAGUUUUUAAGUUUAAAUUCAUUUUACAUAUAUGUGAAAAAUUUUAUUAAAUAAUUCGCCCGUUAUUAAAUAUAAUAUUGUUCUUUGGAAACCUUAGUGAAUGUUAUUUAAUUGUAAAUGCUCAUGCAACAUUGCAUUCUCUUUUGUCUGCAAAAUUGUAUGUGCAUGUAUGCAUUUGAAAAAUUUAAGUCUAGUCUGUUAAGUUAAUUAAGAUAUUGUUGAGUAGUCUAGGCAGAAAAACUUUUUCAAAAGUACCAGUUUAGACAGUUUUUAUACACAAAUUUUAUGAUAUGUAUACAUAUGAAAUAUGAAUACUCUAUUUAUCCAUAUACCCCUUGGAAUAAUCAAUGCCCCCAACGAAUACAGACAAUGCAAAUUUACGACCAUACACAAUAUUAAAUAUAUAUUAAUAUUUAUUCGCCUUUACACAAAAAGCUCAUGUAUAUCGAAUAUAAUACUAUUUUUGCAGGAACUUCGAAUGUGAUGAAAACUAUACCUAAAGUCAUAUCUUUUCUAUACCUUUCUUCUUUUCCUAUAAAACAUUUAAUACUUAAUAUGUAUUUCACAAUUUUCAUAUAUUCUUAUUUUAGGUGCUUACAAUGACAUGGCUAUAUAAUUUUUCAUUACAGGAAUUUGAGUAUAGAAUUCGUAAAACGGUCCUGUCUGCAAAAUUCAUAUACUCCUCCAUUCAAGUUCAUCCUAUAUCUAACAAGUACGUCCGUUUGUUUGUCCGUCCGCUAGUUUGUCCGUUCGUUUGUUUGUCUGUCCGUUUGUUUGUCGUUUGUUUAGCCGUCCGUCUGUUUGUUUGUCAGGCUGUGUGUUUAUAUGUUGCUUUUUUUGCAUAAUAAGUUGUGUCUGGUUUCCUUGCCACCUAUGCAAACCCCUUCUGAGAUCUUAAACUUGUAAUGUGCAUAAAUAUGAUAAAUGCUUUCUAUGAAUUUAUUAUUUACAGAUUAACUGCACAAAACCGGAUGACGUUGCAAUUUUUUUGUAACAUUUAAAAUUAAAUCAAAUAUUUAAAGAAUGUUUAAUUUAAUUUACAAUGAACUCAUUUAACACUGGGCCUAUAAUUUUAGUAGGGGUUAAUCCUUAUAAAUCUUAUAUGCCCCAAGUUGUUAAAUAUUCAUAACUUUUAGAGAAAGUAUCAUCUCAAUGAUAGUACGCGAAAAACUAGCUGAAAUUAAAUAGGUGAUUCGGAGUUUUACAGGAAAGGCGGCAUAUGAGAAAAGAUAGUUUUAUUGAAAUGACACCUAAUGACAGACGAAGAAGAGAUUAUUUCUGUGUAUUUGCAUAUGCCCAUCUCUUGGGAUCAAUGCUAAUGAUUAUAAAUUUCAGUUUUAAAAACAUGCAUCGGAUACAUGACGACGAGUAUUCCGACGAUGCCAAGGAAUCGGACUUCAAGGGUUCGAUUCAGAAGGAGAUAUCAGUGAAGGCGCGACACCAAAUUUCCAUACCAGACAUAUGCUCAGAUGCUGUCAAGAACAAUUGCUUUCCGCCGACUGGCUUUCUCAAUAGCUCGAUCGCCUUUGCCUCACAUGUUGUUAAGUGCAGCUCACCGGCCUCGAGCGUCGAUGAAUCCUCAACAGCGGCCCAGCAGCACGAAUCCAAUCCCCACAUGCACAUACAGGGUCAGCAUAUGAUGGCUCCCGUUCCCGAUCUCGGUUUCUACAAUGUGCCCGAGUUUAUAUCCGAGCAGGAGAAGCUCAUGUUCUCCGACGCGGAGAGGUUCAUGCGGUCGAAGGAUAAUGAGGUGUGCAACAAUGAUUUCAGCUAUAUGCACGAUGAGUUCGCCAUGCGCAAGUACUAUCAUCCGUUAUUUGCUCAUGGCAUAUGCCGCUGGCCUGGUUGCGAAAUGGAUCUGGAGGACAUCACAUCGUUUGUCAAGCAUCUGAAUACGGAACAUGGUUUGGACGAUCGAUCAACUGCACAGGCUCGGGUUCAAAUGCAAGUUGUCUCCCAGCUGGAAUCGCACCUGCAAAAGGAAAGAGAUCGCUUGCAGGCAAUGAUGCAUCACUUGUAUUUGUCCAAGCAACUUUUGUCACCCACCAAAAUCGAUAGGAAGGACGUGCCCGGAAGAGAGGGAAAGUUUUGCCGGAGUCCGCUAACCGUGAAUAGCAUUGGCCGACCCAUCCGCCAAACAAACUCACCAAGUCCUCUGAAUCUUCCAAUGGUUAAUUCUACCAACUUGUGCUCGAUCAAAAAGAGAAACCACGACAAAAAUACAUUUUCCAUAAAUGGGGGAUUACCCUAUAUGCUUGAAAGAGCCGGUCUUGAUGUGCAACAGGAAUUUACAUUUUCAGAAAUCCAUCGAAACAGAGAGUUUUAUAAGAACGCUGAUGUACGACCGCCUUUUACUUAUGCUUCCCUCAUAAGACAGGCUAUAAUUGACUCCCCUGACAAGCAGUUAACCCUAAACGAAAUCUACAACUGGUUCCAAAACACAUUUUGCUACUUUCGGCGCAACGCAGCUACGUGGAAGGUAAAAUGGCUCAUAUAAAUAUUCUGUCCUCCAUAUUAUCUAUAUAUUUAUGCAACAGAACUUUAAUUUAAAUAUUUAUGCUAUAUAUGAUAUGAUAUCUAUACCAUUUGUCCGUCCGUAUAAAGUUCGUUUGUCCGAUUGGCGUUCCUAGCUUGUCCGCUGUAUAUAUACUACCUUUUCCACAUUGUCCAACACUUUGCCAAUAUUUUAGAGUAUGAUAGAUCUAAAUAUAAGUGAUAUAUAACAAGGUAAGCUACACAGGUCUGACCCUGUUUUAUUCCAUUUCCUAUUUAUAUGUCUUAAGAUAAUCAAAUUAAGUUUGGUCUAUGCUAACUGAUAAUAUAUACCAAUAGAACGCAGUCCGGCACAAUCUGUCCCUUCAUAAGUGCUUUAUGCGGGUUGAGAAUGUGAAAGGAGCAGUUUGGACUGUCGACGAGAUUGAGUUUUACAAAAGACGACCGCAGCGCACUGCUGGCAUUGGUAACAACCUAACUGGUGCUACCAAUUCGCCGGACACUAACUAUUUUGUAGCCAUGAACAUUGGGUAUGUGGGCCUCAAAUAGAGUUUAAUACUACUCACUUUGCUCCAAACUCCUUCCAUUUUGCUCUGUUAGUAAAUAUACAUAUGCCAUUGCAUGCAUGAUCCUAUAUCGAAAUGAUAUAAUAUGACAUUAUACGAUCUUUUUACAGCGCAUAUUGUAAACAGUGACUCUAAUCUCUUAGUGGUAGAAGCCCAAAAUGAUGUCCGUCUGCUCAUCGGUCUGUCUGUCUGUCUGUCUGCCUGUCCAGGAACUUAGCUGGUGAAGAUUAUCCAGGUUUUCGCGUGCAAUGAAAAAUGAAAAUAAGAAGACCGAAGACAAAUGAACUAACCUUAUUAUCUCAAUGAACUUUUUCUUCCUUUCACGAUAAUGCAAUUUCCUGUUUCUGACUCUUGAUGGGGCUCUUGUUUUGUCCAACCAAUCAUAAAGAAUGCGAUUCGUACGAACCUUUCCUUACACAAGUGCUUUGUACGUUACGAAGAUGACUUUGGCUCGUUUU
Drosophila sechellia is the source of this 3728-nucleotide messenger RNA. It is a transcript of the gene FoxP, whose product is annotated as forkhead box transcription factor P. NCBI's taxonomy places the organism in Eukaryota, Metazoa, Arthropoda, Insecta, Diptera, Drosophilidae. Gene Ontology annotation, molecular function: RNA polymerase II cis-regulatory region sequence-specific DNA binding; DNA-binding transcription factor activity, RNA polymerase II-specific. The coding region runs from base 1431 to 2708 and encodes 425 amino acids. Gene Ontology annotation, biological process: regulation of transcription by RNA polymerase II. Gene Ontology annotation, cellular component: nucleus. The transcript has 6 exons. The record is from RefSeq and is a predicted model, not a curated record.